Messenger RNA from Solanum dulcamara, 525 nucleotides. RefSeq lists its product as uncharacterized. The record is from RefSeq and is a predicted model, not a curated record. Gene Ontology annotation, cellular component: membrane; photosystem II. The transcript has a single exon. Lineage: Eukaryota; Viridiplantae; Streptophyta; Magnoliopsida; Solanales; Solanaceae. Bases 106 to 465 code for a protein of 119 amino acids. Gene Ontology annotation, biological process: photosynthesis.
AAAUCAUCUUUUUAUCCUCUCAAUACAAAAUCACAUCACAUUACCAAUAUCAUACUCCUUUUAACUUUUGUUUUUGUAAUUAUUUGAGAGCAAAAGGCAAAAGAAAUGGCUACUUCUUCAAUAGUUUCAAUGGCAAUGCCAUUAACUUGCAAAAGCCAAAAGAAACAACCAAUCGUUGAGGCUUUUUUCAAGCCAUUGCCAAUUAGGACUUCAAAACAAAUUGCAUCAACAAAAAGGUUUGUAGUUAUCAAGGCCUCUUCAAUUAAGGAAAAGGCAGUGGCAGGGUUGACAACAGGUGUACUCACAGCUUCAGUGGUUGUACCUGAUGUAGCACAAGCUGCUGAUAGCUUGUCACCAUCACUCAAGAACUUCUUGCUUAGCAUUGUGUCUGGUGGAGUUGUGCUUAUUGCAAUUAUUGGUGCUGUUAUUGGUGUCUCCAACUUUGAUCCUGUUAAGAGGGGUUAAUUUUGUUUGCCUUUCUUUAAUUAAUUGUAUCUAUAUAUGAUAUUGUUUGGUUUUCAAGUA